AUGCUUGUCAAAGCAGCCCUCCUCUCGCUGCUCCAGGCCUCGGCCCUGGCCGUCCCAGCCGCCUCAGACGGGACUUUUGUCCGGAGUCGCCAGCCUAGCGACGGCCUGCCCACGAGAGAAAGCCUGCGCAAGCUUUGCCUGAGCCAGGGGCGGGCUUGUUGCGAGGUCAUGCCCGACCCCAACGGCGGCGACGACGCGCCCGCCAUCGCCGCGGCCUUCAAGAAGUGCAAGACCAAGGGCUUCAUCUCCCUGCCGGGCGCCACGUACAACAUCAAGUCGAACAUGACGACGCGAGGCCUGAAGGACGUUCACAUCCACCAGCUCGGCCGCAUGCUCUGGUCCACCGACAUCGACUACUGGCUCUCCGUGUCCAUGCCCAUCGGCUUCCAGAACCAGUCGACGGUGUGGUAUUUUGGCGGCGACGGCGUCGUCUGGGACGGCUACAACACGGGCACGCUCGACGGCAACGGCCAGGUCUGGUACGACUGGGCCAAGAGCGAGGGCAACCUGCCGCGACGGCCCAUGAACAUCAACUUUGACAAGCUCACCAACUCGUCGGUCAAGCGCAUGCGCUUCGUGCAGAGCCAGAUGUGGACCAUGGCCAUCACCAACUCCAAGAAUGUUCAAAUGGACGACAUUUACGUCAGCAGCGUCUCCAACAGCAAGUGGAAUACGCUCAACACGGACGGCUGCGACACCAUCUGGUCCGACAGCAUCACCUUCCGCCGCUGGUAUGUCCGGAAUGGCGACGACGCCAUCGCCACCAAGAUGGACUCGUCCAACAUCCGCGUCUACGACAGCGUCUUCGAGGAUGGCCAGGGCGUCGCCAUCGGCUCCCUGGCCCAGUACGACAAGCGCUACGACUUUGUCCGCGGCUUCUACGCCCGCAACAUCACCCUCAGAAACACGGCCCACGUCUCCUACAUCAAGACCUGGGCUGGCGUCUCGCGCGGCUACCCCCCCAACGGUGGUGGCGGCGGCGUGGGUGAGGCCAAGGACAUUGUCAUGGAGAACAUCGUGAUUGAGCGCCUGCGCCAGCAGCCCUUCUUUUCCUGGCAGUGCGAGAACUACUCGGGCUGGGCCGGCAAGGACUGCAACUCGAGCAAGUUCAAGAUUAGCAACGUCGCCUGGCGCAAUGUCCGGGGCACCGUCAUCAACGACGUCAAGGAGGCUGGCUCCUUUCAAUGCAGCUCGGCCGCCGGCGGCUGCGACAACAUCGAGGCGACCAAUAUCGACAUCAAAAACGUCAGGGGCGAUGUGCUCGACAAGUACAAAUGCGAGAACGUGCACUCGCCAAAGGGGUUCACCUGCAGUCCUCUGUGA
This is a messenger RNA of Purpureocillium lilacinum, 1323 nucleotides long. RefSeq lists its product as uncharacterized. Gene Ontology annotation, biological process: carbohydrate metabolic process. NCBI's taxonomy places the organism in Eukaryota, Fungi, Ascomycota, Sordariomycetes, Hypocreales, Ophiocordycipitaceae. The record is from RefSeq and is a predicted model, not a curated record. Gene Ontology annotation, molecular function: polygalacturonase activity.